AUGGGAAGGCUGAGCAUGGAGAUCAGCAUCCCGGAGCCCGAGUGCGAUUUGCAAUCCUAUCCUCCCGAGUCCGUGCAGGUGAGGAACACCUUCAUCCACGUGGCUUCCGAAGGGCUGACCGGUGGCAACGCCUCGGGCUUGGCCUCCUGCCCGGCGCGGUCCAUCGGACAGCUCCGGGACCUCUGGAAGGAUGAGGACUCGACCUCCGCGGGGUCCAAGAUGGUGAUCCGCUUGGAGGAUUCGCUGUUCCCCACCAUGCCCAGCACCCCGGAGCAGGUGGGCAUCCUGGAUUGCAGACAGGGCCUGGCGCAGGCAUCUCCGGAGGACCUGAAGGACGUGCCUUUGCCGCCUUUGGAGCCGGCCCCCGGCACCCUGGAGAUGCCCUCCAUCGGGUCGCGAGGCCACGGAGCGGGGGAUUGCAAGCCUUGCGCCUUCAUGCACGCCAAGGGCUGCAAGAACGGCGCCCUCUGUGCCUUUUGCCACCUCUGCGACCGCACCGAGAAGAAGCGACGCCAGAAGGCUAAGAAGAUGAUGUACAACGCCGGCGCGUGA
Molecule: messenger RNA, 552 nt
Organism: Effrenium voratum
Lineage: Eukaryota; Dinophyceae; Suessiales; Symbiodiniaceae
Source: the annotation of a GenBank genome assembly